Messenger RNA from Zymoseptoria tritici IPO323, 2160 nucleotides. RefSeq lists its product as uncharacterized. Gene Ontology annotation, molecular function: zinc ion binding; DNA binding; DNA-binding transcription factor activity, RNA polymerase II-specific. Gene Ontology annotation, biological process: regulation of DNA-templated transcription; DNA-templated transcription. The record is from RefSeq and is a predicted model, not a curated record. The transcript is spliced from 4 exons. The annotation marks the transcript as partial. NCBI's taxonomy places the organism in Eukaryota, Fungi, Ascomycota, Dothideomycetes, Mycosphaerellales, Mycosphaerellaceae.
AUGGAGCAUCAGAUCCCACAUCCAUCACACACCUCAGUGCAGCAGCCAAAGGCACUGCGAUUCGUCACCAACUAUGGAGCUCCGCAUCCCAAAAGACGACGUAUAGGUGCCGCUUGUAUGACAUGUCGGAAACGCAAGACUGCGUGCAGCGGUGAGCGACCGAGCUGCGACACUUGCCGACAGGGCAAACUUCAAUGUGCUGGCUACGCCUCGGAAACAGGAGGGACACCAGGUCAUAAGAGGAACGACUCGGAUGUUGGACUUAUGAAGCCUGUACAAGAUGUGGAACAGCAAACAGAGAAGAGGAGAUCCCGUUCGCCAAGCACACAUGCUCAUCGCACGAGCGCUGCCGCUCGAACACCACGUGCUGCCGCCGACGGCAGGACACAGACGGCGGAUGUCGAUCGAUCACAGGAUUCGCUGUUCUCUGGACCUCGCAAUCGAAUGCCAUACUUCCGCUGGCUUGGUCCCACCGCCAUCAUGCCUGGGUUUAAACAGAUGGUUGUAAAAGUGAAGCGGUCAGACACAGAAAUAGGUCGACGCACAUCUCUGGCCCUACCCUUCUACGACACUUCGCCGAUGCCGCCGAGUGAGCUGAUCACUCAUCUAGCGAAGACAUUCUUCACACAUCUCGGCUGCAAUUAUCCGUUCCUUCAACGGGAACGUUUCAUGCGAGAUCUGGAAGAGAAGCAAGUCGAUGCGAUUCUCGUCGACGCGGUCUGUGCGCUUUCUGCACGUUUCUCUACUCAUUCACUUUUGACGCAAGCCGGAAGUGAUGUCGGAACUGCAGCAAGUCCUGCAGAGUACGGGCAUGCCUUCGCACAGCGGGCGAAGGUUGCACUCAUCGAUACUUUCGCAUGUCCGAGCGUUGCGGCGGCGCAAGCAGCAUUGCUUCUCGCUUACAACGAGUUUGGGGAGCAGAGAGACAGCGGAUUAUGGAUGUAUCUUGGGAUCUCUAUCCGAUUGGCGCAAGAUCUGGGACUGCACAAGCUUGAGGGGCUCCAGUACGUGGGCAGGGAUGGACCCACCCCGAAAAUGAUGAAGCACGAAGCAUUCAAACCCACUACAGUAACGCCGAGCACAACAUCGUCCGAGGCAAUACCUGCGACGUCCGCUGCUAAGGGCAACGAGCAGACCACGGAAGAAACAGUUGCAAUCAGCGAGACCAGAGCGGUGGAACAAGAACGUGUUGACACGUUCUGGGCCAUUUUCUUCUUGGACCGGGUAAUCUCUUCCGGUACGGGCAGACGAGGGACUCUGCGCGACAAGGACAUCGAGAUCUCGUUCCCAUCAAUGGACGAGACAACUAAGGAUCCGGAUUGGCCGUCCCCAUUCCCAGCCCUGAUUCGCAUCGUACAUCUCUACGGGAGGGUCGCGGAUCUUCUAAACAGCAUAACCAAGCCAUCCGAUGUGACCACCGACACACCGAAACGUCUAGCCGCCAUGGAGAGCCAGGUGACUGCAUUUUACCAAGGACUCAAACCUCGGCUGCACUUUGAUGCUGUCAAUUUCCAAUACUAUAUGAAGGCUGGUGAGGGCACGAACUUUGUUUUGCUUCAUUUCUGGUUCCAUAUGCUUAUCGUGCUUUUGCAUCGGCCCACGCUGUUCAAGACCUUCGACGCGCGCAUCUUGCAGCUGUUUCCAAACUCGCAGCAGUUGUCCAUGAGCAGCGCCAAAACGAUUGCAGAUAUCUUGAGCUACUCUCAGCUGAUGGACGCGAAGGCCUCACUUGGAAAUCCUUUCACAACACAACCAAUUUACAUCGCAGCCUGCGCGUUUUUGAAGGAGACUGCAGAGCAGACGGCAACUAGUAAUGGCGUAAGUCGCGCUACUAGCCCGAGUAGAAGCAUCCACAACACCUCUGACAGCGCGCCGUCGACGAAUGGAACACCAUCUGACGCAAGCAAGAAGAUAUCGCAAUUGGCUAAGCACACGCUCCUUGCAACUGCUGCGAGCCAGCAUUACCAGCUGUGCUACAAGGCAUUGCAAUCUUUGGAGACGUACUGGGCUGGCACAAAGUACAUUCUCACGAUUCUCGACCAGAAAUUUGAAGGGGUGGAGGACCCGCUUUUAUACACGACCGAAGAAGGUGAAAGCUCCCUGGAACAGCCGCGGCCACAACCGUCGUUCACAUCGCCUGGUUGGCGGAGGCGUACAAGC